Molecule: messenger RNA, 2277 nt
Organism: Callorhinchus milii (elephant shark)
Lineage: Eukaryota; Metazoa; Chordata; Chondrichthyes; Chimaeriformes; Callorhinchidae
Gene: lypla2
Product: lysophospholipase 2
Exons: 10
Coding region: 310-1008 (232 amino acids)
Biological process (GO): protein depalmitoylation
Cellular component (GO): cytoplasm
Molecular function (GO): carboxylic ester hydrolase activity; palmitoyl-(protein) hydrolase activity
Source: RefSeq, a predicted model, not a curated record
GCUGGGGUUGGCUGUUGUGUCAGGUUCUGGGAGGUGCGGCCCGCGGGCCGCCAGUUGACCGAGUGUGAGAGAGAGAGGUGCGAACUGAACUGAACUGUGCGCGGCGACGUCACCGAGGCCCCGCCCCCUCCCCCGUGACAGCCGGAAGCGGGCGCGGCGGCACGUGACCCCCGGCCGGAAGUGUCGGUGUGUGAAGGAGGAAGAAAGAGAGAGAGAGAGAGGGAAGGAGAAAGGAAGGAAGGAAGAAAGGAGAGGAGAGGCCGCUGGGCUGUCACGGGAAGAUUCCACGCUCGCUCUAUGUGACGUUGUAUGUGUGGUAACAACAUGUCGGUGCCGCUGCUCUCUGAGGCUGCGAUUGUAUCUGGGUCAGAACGGGAGACGGCAGCGGUUAUUUUCCUGCAUGGGCUUGGAGACACUGGUCGUGGCUGGGCGGAAACAAUGUCAUCUAUUCGACUUCCCUAUGUGAAGUACAUCUGCCCUCACGCGCCGAGCAUUCGUGUGGAACUGAACAGAGGACUUAUCAUGCCAUCCUGGUUUAACCUGAUGGGUUUAACCCCGGAUGCCAAAGAGGAUGACCCUGGUAUAAAGAGAGCAUCAGAAAGCAUUAAAGCAGUUAUUGAACAUGAAAUCAAAAAUGGAAUUCCUUCACAUAGGAUCAUUCUAGGAGGAUUUUCACAGGGAGGUGCGUUAUCUCUCUACACUGCUCUGACUUCUCAUCACAAGCUGGGAGGUGUUAUAGCCCUCAGCUGCUGGCUCCCUCUUCAUAAAACCUUCCCUCAGGCAGCAAAUAUCAGUGGUAACAAGGACGUCAGCUUCCUGAUGUGCCAUGGUGACAGAGAUCCCCUGGUGCCGAUGGAGUUUGGUAUGAUGACAGCAGAGAAACUGAAAACUAUUAUCAAUCCUGCAAGAGUUAAUUUCAAGACAUAUCAAGGGAUGCAGCACAGUUCCUGUUCCUCGGAAUUGAUGGCUGUGAAAGAAUUCAUUGAGAGUCAACUCCCACCGGUCUGACUCAAGAGAGCAGCGCAUCUCUGAGACCCUGUGUUCAACUCUCAACUGAAACCAAGCCAUGUGCAAACAACCUCAGCUCUUUUAUGGACCAUUUUAUUUGUAAUAGUUUUUUUAAAUAGAGUUCUGUGAGUACUGUAGGAUGGACGUAUUCGGGACUUCUUAUACAGGCAUACUCCGAAGUCCCUUCAGAAGGUCGUGUCUUGUUAUCAGUAUGCUAAUGGCUGCUUUUGAGGCCAAGCGCCUAUUGGAACUUUAGAUCUUUCUUGCUCAAUGAGUAUGUAUCCAUGCCCUUGUAGACUCCAAGCACAGCUUCUAUUUCACCUCUUCAGCGAUAGUACAGCAGUCGAUAAAAUAUUCCUGCAGCAAAAUUAAGCAUUUGCAGAUUUCUGCAGGGCUCCAAAACAAACCUUACUAAAAAUGUGUCUAAGUCACACAUGUAUUCAAUCUCUGAGGAUUACGGAGCUGUGUUUGAGUCUCUGGGAUGUUGUUGGAUCGAUGCUGCAAAUUGAUGGAGGUCAAAUGAAUGUCAUAAUUUUAAUAACCAGUGAGUAAAGUGGCCAGCGUUGCUUUUCUGAUUGCAAAUGGCUUUUGCUCAAUCAACAGUUCCGACACAGACUGGCCUGUUGAGAACCUGGCCACGUUGGCAAUAAAUAAUUGUCGAGUCGGCAAACCUCAUUUAUGAAUCAUGGGAUCGGUGUUUCGAGUGCAGAUAUAGUCUCUUGACGGAUGUAGUUAUAUUGUUGAUCAAAUCGUUUUUUUUUAACUUAUUUGUUCGUUUUCUUCUCUGUGACUUACUGAAUUGAAAACGGUUAAAGUACUUUUCACCAAAUUCUGACCAAAUUCAUGGGGACUUGAGUGUAUGUCUGGAGUUGCUGAGAUGCAUAUAGUGGGGAGAAUUGGGCAGCUUUGAUUUAAUGUACAGCAAUGACUCGAUAAUCUAACACACGUUAUUAAAACGGGACAUGUCACUGGAAUUUGAUGAGGUUGCAAUAAACCCAGCAAAGUAUCCAGCUUUGAACUCUCAACUCCACCAAACAGGGUUCUAGGUCAUGCCUUCCACCUCUGUGAUCUUCUUUCCAGUUCUUGCGAGGCGUUCAAUUGUAAAUCCUGGGACACUGGGUGCUUUUGUUUCUCAAGGAAGAGUAGAACAUGACUGGUCUGUUCAGGGAAACCCACCUCCAAUUUGGGAUGAAGAACAGAUGUGUUUUGGAAAAAGACUGGAGCUGUCAAUAAUAAUAAUAAUCCUUGCAUUUGAUAUAGCGCUUUUCA